This is a messenger RNA of Nicotiana tabacum (common tobacco), 2017 nucleotides long. Its product is annotated as prolycopene isomerase 1, chloroplastic-like. Lineage: Eukaryota; Viridiplantae; Streptophyta; Magnoliopsida; Solanales; Solanaceae. Gene Ontology annotation, biological process: carotenoid metabolic process. Gene Ontology annotation, molecular function: oxidoreductase activity. The record is from RefSeq and is a predicted model, not a curated record.
CUCUGGUGCAGAAACUUAGAACGUGGCCACUUCCAAAUUGCAAUAUCAACAACUGCUAUACAACAAAAAUUAACACAUGUAAAUGGAGAAAAAUAUACUGACACAUUAAUCGAGAAUCAAGAUUCAAUGGCGUUGAGAUUUCAUCCUUUUUCUCCCCUUUUCAACUUCCGCUCCACUAAACGAAGUCGCACAGUUUUGGCGCGCAACGAAGUCUCUGCCACUUCUAACGGCUAUCCUUCUUCCACUCUUACCUCCAAGCAAGGCAAGCCAGAAGCAGAUAUCAUUGUUAUUGGGAGCGGUAUAGGUGGGCUAUGUUGUGGUGGACUUCUUGCUAGGUAUGGCCAAGAUGUUUUAGUACUCGAAAGCCAUGAUGUAGCUGGGGGUGCAGCUCACUCUUUUGAUAUUAAAGGGUACAAAUUUGACUCUGGUCCAUCAUUGUUCUCCGGUUUUCAAUCAAGAGGUCCUCAGGCAAAUCCAUUAGCACAGGUUCUUGAUGCAUUAGGUGAAUCAAUUCCCUGUGCAAAUUAUGACUCAUGGAUGGUAUAUGUACCUGAAGGUGAAUUCUUGUCACGCAUUGGCCCAACGGAUUUUUUCAAGGAUCUGGAGAAGUAUGCAGGACCAGAUUCAGCGAGAGAGUGGAGGAAACUUCUCGACGCAAUACUUCCAAUCUCAGCAGCUGCAAUGGCUCUACCUCCUUUAUCUAUCCGAGGUGAUUUGGGUGUUAUUUCGACUGCUGCUGCUAGAUAUGCACCUUCUCUCUUAAAAACUUUUGCUCAAAUGGGACCUCAAGGAGCCCUUGGUGCUACCAAGCUUCUCAGACCCUUUUCGGAAAUCAUUGAUUCUUUGGGAAUAAAAGACCCUUUUAUACGAAAUUGGCUAGAUCUCCUAGCCUUCUUGCUUGCCGGGGUCAAAACUAACGGCAUACUCUCAGCAGAAAUGGUGUACAUGUUUUCAGAAUGGUAUAAGCCGGGUUGCACUCUAGAAUAUCCACUUCAAGGAAGUGGAGCAAUUGUUGAUGCUCUUGUUCGAGGGCUACAAAAAUUUGGUGGGAGGAUUUCUCUCAAGAGUCACGUAGAAAAUAUAGUUGUUGAAAAUGGUCGAGCUGUUGGAGUCAAACUAAGAGGUGGCCAAUUUGUCCGUGCCAAGAAGGCUGUAGUCAGCAAUGCAUCUAUGUGGGAUACCUUGAGCUUAUUGCCUCCAGAAGUUGUCCCAAAAUCAUACCGAGACAACAUCAAAUCGACCCCACAGUGUGAAUCGUUCAUGCAUCUGCAUUUGGGUUUUGAUGCAGAGGGUAUACGUGAUGACCUGGGAAUCCAUCAUAUAGUAGUAAAUGACUGGGACAGAGGGGUUGAUGCUGAUCAGAAUGUCAUACUGAUAUCCGUGCCCAGUGUGCUCAGUCCAAAUCUUGCUCCACCCGGAAAGCAUAUUUUGCAUGCCUAUACCCCUGGAACUGAGCCAUUUGAAAUUUGGGAAGGUCUUGAUCGCCGAAGCAAUGAGUACAAAAACCUCAAGGCUGAAAGAUCUGAGGUAAUGUGGAGGGCUGUGGAGAAAGCACUUGGGCCAGGGUUUAAUCGCGAGAAGUGUGAGGUGAAAUUAGUUGGAACUCCAUUAACACAUAAAAGAUUUCUUAGAAGAAACAGAGGGACUUAUGGGCCAGCUAUAUUAGCAGGUAAAGGCACAUUUCCUGGACAUUCCACACCAAUUCCACAACUCUUGUGCUGUGGAGACUCUACUUUUCCUGGCAUUGGAGUGCCUGCAGUUGCUGCUAGUGGUGCCAUUGUUGCGAAUUCGCUGGUUUCUGUGGCAGAACAUUCACAGCUUCUUGAUGCUGUAGGGAUAUGAGGAGACUUUUAAGCUGGUUUAACGGCCUGUAUUUUGAUUCAUCCUGUACAUUGGUUAUACUUUGUACAGUUCUUCCUUUGUUUACAGUAAUGAAUGUAGCAUUUCGAAUCUUCUGCUCGAAACUAAUCUUCUGCAAAUUUCUGCCGAGAAUUUUAGAUUCGAACCAGAAAAGGAA